This is a messenger RNA of Peromyscus leucopus (white-footed mouse), 1244 nucleotides long. It is a transcript of the gene Immp2l, whose product is annotated as inner mitochondrial membrane peptidase subunit 2. Gene Ontology annotation, biological process: mitochondrial respiratory chain complex assembly. Gene Ontology annotation, cellular component: mitochondrial inner membrane peptidase complex; membrane. NCBI's taxonomy places the organism in Eukaryota, Metazoa, Chordata, Mammalia, Rodentia, Cricetidae. The record is from RefSeq and is a predicted model, not a curated record. Gene Ontology annotation, molecular function: serine-type endopeptidase activity. Bases 207 to 734 code for a protein of 175 amino acids. The transcript has 7 exons.
AGGCCGCGCGGUUGCCCUCUCCGUCUUCUGUCCUUCUUUCUCUCUCAGUUAGGGAACCCGAGCCCCGAUCGGGGCAAGUAGGCGACCUCUCCUCGCUGGUCAGGGGUGCCCGCAGAGCGGCCGGGAGGAUUUUGGCCAAAUUGGGCGAGGGUACAAUAUUACCACUUACCCCUUCUCACCGAGGAAGAGCGGGAGAAAGGGUAAGCAUGGCGCAGUCACAAGGCUGGCUGAGAAGGUACUUCAAGGCCCUGUGUAAAGGCUUUUUUGUGGCCGUGCCCGUGGCAGUCACUUUCUUGGACCGGGUCGCCUGCGUGGCUCGAGUGGAGGGAUCGUCGAUGCAGCCUUCCUUGAAUCCCGGGGGAAGCCAGUCUUCAGAUGUGGUGCUUUUGAACCACUGGAAAGUGAGGAAUUUUGAAGUACAGCGUGGUGACAUCGUGUCCUUGGUGUCUCCUAAAAACCCAGAACAGAAGAUCAUUAAGAGAGUGAUUGCUCUUGAAGGGGAUAUUAUAAGAACCAUUGGACACAAAAACCGGUUGGUCAAAGUCCCCCGUGGUCACAUAUGGGUUGAAGGCGAUCAUCAUGGACACAGUUUUGAUAGUAAUUCUUUUGGACCGGUUUCUCUGGGACUUCUGCAUGCCCAUGCCACACAUAUCUUGUGGCCUCCAGAGCGCUGGCAGAGACUGGAAUCUGUGCUUCCUCCAGAGCGCUUCCCAAUCCAUAGUCGUGAUGAGUGACCUUAUGAGAGGCUCAUCAUAGGAGGAGCUGCAGACACCAGACGCCUCCUACCAAAGAGAGAUGCUCCAGUGAUGCUGAGCAAGAGACCUCUGUAUGUCUUUAAGGUGGUCUGGAAUUUCAAAGAAAGACUUUCAAUAUUAAACAGUAUUCAAUGACAACUGAUUGUGUGUUGUAUUUAAUUCUAUAUUGUUUAUCAUCAAAAAUAUGCAGGCCUUGGAGAACAUGAAAGCAUUCUACCUGUAUAUAUUAAAGAUAGUAAAUUGGAGAAUAUUGUGCAUAGUUAUUGAUGAGAUUUUCCCUUGAAGCCUACUGCUGAAAGAUUUUUAAAAUUAAUGUGCAGUGAAGAUGAUUUGUCUUUCAAUGUUCAGACAGAACAGGGAAAACUACGUAUUCUGCAUAUAAGGAUAGUGAUUGCAUUGUAAUUGAUGAUAUCCACAGAACAGUGACUCCCAGUUAGGAAGGACCAGGAACUGUGUGUGAUGUCAAAUAAAACAGUGAUUUGUACAGAU